AUUAACCCAAAUUUAAUCUCCCAUAUUUCGGUAAUUUUGUAUUUUUGUCGUAUUUAUAAUGCGUGAAACAUUGUAGUUAAGUUCAUAAAAUAUUUUUAUCAUUUUUAAAAGAAGUAUUCUCGUUAGAAGAAAGUAAUAGUGAUGCAACAAAUGGUAUAUUCAAACUUCCCGAAGAUAUGGUGGUAUUUCUGAACGAGUUCCAAGUUUGAAGUUGAUUUAAACGUACUGCCGUGCUGGUCAUUCUGUCGUGAAGAAUUGUGCAAAUUUUUGAGAGCAGUUCGACGUUUAUUUUGUUAAAAUGUCUAGCAAGCAUAUUUAUUACUCGGAAAAAUAUUACGAUGAUGAAUACGAGUAUAGGCAUGUAGUGCUACCUAAGGAAAUAGCAAGACAGAUUCCAAAGACACACCUAUUAUCUGAAGCAGAAUGGCGGAAGUUGGGUGUGCAACAGAGUAAAGGUUGGGUUCACUACAUGACACAUGAACCAGAACCACACAUACUACUAUUCAAGCGGAAAAUAACUACACCACCUGAAGAAAGAGUUCAAAUCAAUGGUGACCAGUAAUGGGAGAAGAUAACUCUAUGCAGCUAGCGGGUUGAACUGUUUCUUGUAAAAAUGGUACUGCUGUUGUUGUUCUGUACGCCUCGUUAUAAAGGUUUGAAGGAGGACGAGACUGAUGUUGUACAGUGGAUAGUACCUGCAGGCUAUGACUGUGUGUUUCAUUUCUUUUCGAGGUGGACUUUGUGUUUUUAUUAUGUUUCUUUAAAUUCUGUACUCACAAGUUUGUGAAAUUUAGUAGGGAUUAGUAAUUGUUGAACUCCAUAUUUGACUGGAAUGCUUUUAAUUCAAAUGAAUUAAAGUACUAGUUGCUUUUAAAGCAACUCUCUUUUGUGGGUCUAAAAAGACCAUAGUAACUGCAUGACCAUCAGUUUUGAUCAGGAAGUGUUGUGGUUCCUUUAAUCUAUGAAGAUUUUAUAAUUGUGUGUAAAGAAUGUAUAAACCAGAUCAGAUGUGGAACAACAAAUUGUGGCUCUUACAUGCCUUCACCACCUAUGGGCUGUCAGAUGUGUUGUCUGCAUGAAAAUAGUUUCAGUUGUAUUAUAAUUAUGUGCUUAACAAAUUUUAUAUUAAAAUCUGUUAUGCUGUGUUUUAAAGUACAGCAUUCUUGAAUAAUUUUAAAAUAAGAGGAUGAUAAUGAAGUGGUAAAUGUCUGUAUAUUUUUAUUGUAAAUAAAAUGAAUCUCAUCUGGAAAAUAAACUGCUUCAGUGUACCAAUUUAUUCAAGAAAUGCUGUACUUCCCUAAAAAUAUUGUUUUCUGUUCAUAGUUUUUAAUAUUCAUAGAUAAUUAUUUUGUAUCUUCUUGUGCUGUCAUAAUAAAAAAGUUGAUGGUAAACUUGACUAUGAUGUUACUGAAAUGGGAAAGAGACCAAAGACUAACUGAUUUAGUCUUUACUAUCUUAACAGAACUAAUAGAUGUAACUGACAUUUCAUGAGAUAAUGAAAAAUGUAAAAGCAGAGUUUCUUGCGUGUAUUAUGUUCACAUGUCAAUUGUAACUGUGAAAGCUAUUGCUCGUGCAUUACCUGGCAGCAUUGCCAGGCAGAUAAGUCUGUUUCCUUUCAUAUUAAACACUGACUGUAUUCAUAAUGAAAUAUAUUAACUUAUAUCUCCA
Molecule: messenger RNA, 1668 nt
Organism: Schistocerca gregaria
Lineage: Eukaryota; Metazoa; Arthropoda; Insecta; Orthoptera; Acrididae
Gene: Cks30A
Product: cyclin-dependent kinases regulatory subunit
Exons: 3
Coding region: 299-562 (87 amino acids)
Biological process (GO): regulation of mitotic cell cycle
Cellular component (GO): cyclin-dependent protein kinase holoenzyme complex; SCF ubiquitin ligase complex
Molecular function (GO): histone binding; ubiquitin binding; cyclin-dependent protein serine/threonine kinase activator activity
Source: RefSeq, a predicted model, not a curated record